AUGAGCUCCUCCACCGUAUCAGUGUCGGCUCCGACGCCGACACAACAACACCCCUUCCAGCGGAAGAUUGAUGAGAUCAAGCCUUCGAAGCCAGACAUUGACUUCCUUGUAAUGGACUACCUCAUUAGCCAUGGAUAUCCACGCACGGCCGCAAAGUUUGCGAAAGAAGCUGGCGUGCCUACGCACCUCCUCGAGGAAGAAUCGAUUGAGGCUCGCGUAGAGAUCAGGCACGCCAUACACAAAGGCGACAUUGAUACAGCCAUCAAUAAAAUCAACGAUUUGGAUCCACAGAUCCUCGAUAAAGAUCCUGCAUUGCACUUCGCACUCCUGCGACUGCAGUUGAUCGAACUCAUCCGAAACUGCACAUCAGCACCCAACUCUGACAUCACGCCCGCUAUCAAUUUUGCUUCCUCUCAACUCGCGCCGCGCGCAGCCACCAACGAGAACUUCCUGAAAGAUCUCGAGCUCACCAUGACGCUCAUCAUCUUUCUGCCCUCGAACGACCUCCAACCCCAACUGGCAGAGCUUCUCAAGCCUGAGCUACGACAGCAAGUUGCCGCCAAAGUCAACGAAGCUAUCCUUACAAGUAUGGGCGCCCGAGGCGAGGCAAGGAUAUACGGCCUCUAUCGAGCACGGCAGUGGAGUGAAACCAGGGCACGGGAAGCAGGCAAAGACCUGCCACCGAGCUUGCCGCUCGGUCUGGAGCCCAGCCCGGUACACGCCAACGGACAUGGUGACGCUGCAGACGUUAUGGUCCAAUAG
Didymosphaeria variabile is the source of this 762-nucleotide messenger RNA. RefSeq lists its product as uncharacterized. The transcript is spliced from 4 exons. NCBI's taxonomy places the organism in Eukaryota, Fungi, Ascomycota, Dothideomycetes, Pleosporales, Didymosphaeriaceae. Gene Ontology annotation, biological process: proteasome-mediated ubiquitin-dependent protein catabolic process. The coding region runs from base 1 to 762 and encodes 253 amino acids. Gene Ontology annotation, cellular component: cytoplasm; nucleus. The record is from RefSeq and is a predicted model, not a curated record. Gene Ontology annotation, molecular function: protein binding.